AGUAUCAUUGUCAAUAGUGCCGUGGUAGGCAGCGCACGCGACCAUCGCAUCAGUUGCGACUCGUGUCACUGCGCUGAAAUAUUUUGUGAUUUUAUUUUAUUUAUUUUAAUUUUAUUUUAUUUUGUUACGAGGAUUGUUUUGGUUUAGUUUUCGAACAAAAUGGCUUCCGCUUCAGUAAUGCUGGUGCAGCCUAAAGGUGAGCUUUGGGAGAAGAUCAGAGUGGAACUGAACGAGAAUGUCAACACCAGAGACCAGGACCUGGCCACCAUUAAGGAUUGGCUGAAGAAGCAGCCACAUCUGCCUGAUGAAUGGGAUGACCGCUGUUUGAUGAGCUUCCUCCGAGGAUGCAACUUUUCUUUGGAGAGGUGCAAGAAGAAGCUGGACAUGUACUUCACCAUGAGGAGUGCCUGCCCGGAGUUCUUCAGCAACAGAGACAUCACAAAUCCGGAGCUGCACGACCUUAUGAAAAGGGCACAAGGACCCACAAUGCCAGGAUUGACACCAUCUGGCAGACGAGUCACCAUUUGCAAAGCCCUGGACAAAAAGUUGGAUCCUGCACAGCUCAAUGACGCGUUCAAAAUUGCGAUGAUGAUCGGUGACGUCAGACUGAUGGAAGAAAUCGAAGGUGUUGCUGGAGACAUAUACAUUCUAGAUGCUUCGGUAGUCAGCCCCAGUCACUUAGGCAAGCUAUCCCCGUCAGCGUUGAAGAAAUUCUUCAUUUGUGUCCAGGAAGCCUACCCAAUCAAACUGAAAGAGGUCCACGUGGUAAACUCAACACCUUUGGUGGAGACAGUCUACAACGUCAUUAAACCCUUCCUCAAGGAAAAGAUGAGGCAGAGAAUCCACUUCCAUAGCAGCUACACAGCUCUCCACGAGUUCGUACCUAAGGAGUUACUGCCAACUGAAUAUGGUGGCACUGGCUGCCCUCUUGACGAGAUCAACAGUGCCUGGAUAAAGAAACUCGAAGAAUACAAAGAUUGGUUCAAGGCCCAAGAAAAUCUCAAAGCUAACGAGGCACUUCGGCCUGGAAAACCGACUAAUUAUGAUGAACUCUUCGGUAUCGAUGGAUCUUUUAGACAACUAGCUAUAGAUUAGAGCACUAUUAUAAACCUAGAUUACUCUGUAAGGCUUCGUAAGAACAUAGGUUACCUUAUUUUUUGAGCAUAUACAUAUAUGCAUUCAUUCCGAUCGUAAACCUCUUCGUAUAAUACCUACUAUGUCUUUUUAAGGGGGGAAAAUGAUCCAAUGACUUUUCUC
Messenger RNA from Spodoptera frugiperda (fall armyworm), 1257 nucleotides. Its product is annotated as alpha-tocopherol transfer protein-like. The record is from RefSeq and is a predicted model, not a curated record. The transcript has 8 exons. Lineage: Eukaryota; Metazoa; Arthropoda; Insecta; Lepidoptera; Noctuidae. Gene Ontology annotation, cellular component: membrane. The coding region runs from base 160 to 1095 and encodes 311 amino acids. Gene Ontology annotation, molecular function: phosphatidylinositol bisphosphate binding.